Lepisosteus oculatus (spotted gar) is the source of this 723-nucleotide messenger RNA. RefSeq names its product prefoldin subunit 6 (gene pfdn6). Gene Ontology annotation, molecular function: protein-folding chaperone binding. The record is from RefSeq and is a predicted model, not a curated record. Gene Ontology annotation, cellular component: prefoldin complex; cytoplasm. Lineage: Eukaryota; Metazoa; Chordata; Actinopteri; Semionotiformes; Lepisosteidae. Gene Ontology annotation, biological process: protein folding; chaperone-mediated protein complex assembly.
AGCUCUUCCUGUCUCAGACUGUGAAGCUAGGCAGGUGGUGCGGCGAGGUGGUAAAAAGGCUGCCGAGCCCAAUAAUUAAAAAAAAAAUAUUUGGCAUUUUUAUCGGAAUAUUAUUCCGUCCGCUUUUGGUACCCUAAAACCUGGUGUUGGACCAGCGAUGGCGGAAGCAAUCCAGAAGAGACUUCAAACUGAGCUCGAAAAAUAUCAACAGACCCAGAAAGAUCUGAGUAAAAGCAUGUCGGCGAGACAGAAGCUGGAAGCCCAGCUGACGGAGAACAACAUCGUGAAGGAGGAGCUGGACUUGCUGGAGGCUCAGAACACUGUCUACAAGCUGAUUGGCCCAGUUCUAGUCAAACAGGACCUGGAUGAAGCGAAGGCUACAGUGGGGAAGCGGCUGGAGUAUAUCACUGGAGAAAUUCAGCGCUAUGAAACCCUCCUGAAGGAGCUGGAGCGCAAGUCGGAGCAGCACAGAGAGCUCCUGUCCAGCCUGCAGCAGGAGUACCAGCGUGCCCAGGGCCGAGCGGCAGUCAAAGUGUGAGACUUUCAAAGAGCACUGUGGCCCGGCCAUCUGACCGACACUCACAGACUCCCUGCUCACCACAUCGAUGAGCAGAAACAAGCUUGUGCUUCAGCAGAAAGAAGAAUUUAAUUUGACUGUUUUUUUUAUUAUUUCUGAAAUAUUAAUAAACUUAUUUGCAGAAUAAUGUUUUCUGUUCUUCUGUG